Fimicolochytrium jonesii is the source of this 1261-nucleotide messenger RNA. Its product is annotated as 2OG-Fe dioxygenase-domain-containing protein. Bases 1 to 999 code for a protein of 332 amino acids. Gene Ontology annotation, molecular function: dioxygenase activity. NCBI's taxonomy places the organism in Eukaryota, Fungi, Chytridiomycota, Chytridiomycetes, Spizellomycetales, Powellomycetaceae. The record is from RefSeq and is a predicted model, not a curated record. The transcript has 4 exons.
AUGAGCCCCAUCCUGCACACCGAAGUCGCCGCUCCAACGGACGUCUCGACGCUCAAAGCCAAGCUCGCCGCCACAACGCCCGCCGCGGCACCCACAUUAGCGUCGCCGACCGCACCCAUCACGCCCACCACGACCACCAGCAGCAGCAGCAGCGACGACGACGACGCCGCCUUCACGCUCCCGAUCGCUACGCACGACCGCAUCCUCCGCGAUCUGCGGACGCUCAAGGAAGGCCACUCGCACAUCCGCUUCAACUCCCGCGACUGGGUCGGCAUGACCGACGCCGAGAUCGACGCCGAGCUGCGCACCCUCGAGCACGAAAUGGACCUCCUCCCUAAAGAUCGCUGGGUGCCCGGGAACUGGUCCAGGUUCAGGUCCUACUCCCGUGCCGUCGUCCUCCCGUGGGAGAAACCGAUGCGCGUGAGGUACCUGCCCCCUUACCUGGAUGAGAAUGGAGAUGAGCAAGUGCCGUAUAACCAGGGAAUGUUCAACGCCGACUGCAACAACGUCCGCCGCUGGUACAAGCCGGUCACCGAACCCGUCCGCAACCUCAGGCUCCUCAACCGCAUGAUCCUCUCGGACGUGGCGCUCUGUGACUGGAACGAGGACGAGCUCCGUCACCCGAUCCUGGUCGGGAUCCACUUUGUCAAGACCGCGCCCACACCCGACUGGCCCGUCGGCAUCAACACGCCCAACGCACUGCACCAGGACGGGCACAAGUUCUCCGUCGUCCACAUGGUUCGCAGGCGGAACGCCAAAGGGGGAGAAAACAUCGUCGCCGCACCCCAGUACCAGGACUGUCACCCGUCCACCAUCCCGCAGGAGGAUGUCAUUGCGACGUUCACGCUGGAGGAGCCCCUGGAUAGCUUUGCCGUGUAUGACGACAAGUGCACCCACUAUGCGGGCGCCGUGCUGCAAGACGACCCGUCGCAGUCGACGGAGCGCAGCGUCUUCAUCCUGGACAUUGAGCCCAUGGUCGCCGCUGUCUGCCCCAUCUAACUUAAGCAAGACAAGACCCCGCACCCCCAUACACUCCCCUUUAGUAAACUCAAUCCAUCCCUCAUGCUAGCCUAGGUCCGUAGAUAUUAUUUGCUUAUUUGCUUCGUUGUUUGUUCUUUUUUGUUGUUUCUUUUCUCUCUGUAAUAAGAAGUUGGGCGAGAGACUGGCGAUAAACGAAGCGAGAGGCUGGAACUACAGUGAAUCUCUUCUCCUCCUCACACCGAUUCCGAAUGCAGAUAAGAGACCGUCCGUUCUACCCGAG